ACCCUAACUAGCUAGCUAUCUUGUAUACUCAUCUAUAUAUUUUCCCAAACCUAACCAACUUUCUUCGAUUAUCGAUUCUUGGAUCUCAAACUCGAUCUAACAGUACUAACAAACAUGGCAUUAAACUCAUGCACGGAUAUAUAAUAUUUCUUACCAUUCACCACUCAAUCUUCAAAGUCUUCGUCUUCAUCUUCUUCUUCACCAUCAUCAUCAUCAUCAUCUACCUCCCCUCACCUGCAAGUCUUUCACUUUCUUAAGCCUUCAAUAAAUCAGUACCCAUUUUUCCUGGACAUCUCACAACUAUUUCCCAGAUAGAAAAAACCCAAGUUAUAUAUAUUUCUUACCGAUGGCGGCGCCACCUAGCUCCGGCCUGCAGAGAAUGCUACAGACGGCGGUGCAGUCUGUUCAAUGGACUUAUAGUCUUUUCUGGCACCUCUGUCCUCAACAAGGGAUUCUAGUAUGGGGAGAUGGGUACUACAACGGAGCGAUUAAGACGAGGAAAACUAUACAACCCAUGGAAGUGAGCGCAGAGGAAGCGUCUCUACAAAGAAGUCAACAGUUAAGAGAGCUUUACGAGUCGCUUUCUGCCGGCGGCAGCCUCGGGGAGCCGAGCGGCCAGCAGGUCCGGCGACCAUGCGCCGCAUUGUCGCCGGAGGACUUGACGGAAUCGGAAUGGUUCUAUCUCAUGUGUGUUUCCUUCUCCUUUCCUCCUGGUGUAGGAUUACCAGGCAAGGCUUAUGCAAAGAGGCAUCAUGUUUGGCUCACCGGAGCAAAUGAGGUUGAUAGCAAAUUCUUCACUAGAGCUAUUCUUGCCAAGAGCGCUCGCGUACAGACAGUUUUGUGUAUUCCUUUGUUUGAUGGUGUGGUUGAGUUUGGCAUCACAGAAAAGGUAAAAGAAGAUCUGGCACUUGUACAACAUUUAAAGACUUUCUUCAAUGACUAUCAAAAAGGCCACCACCUUCCACCGCCCAAGCCGGCUCUAUCCGAGCAGUCCACCUCCAACCCCGUCAACUCGUCUGACCACAUCCGAUUCCAUUCCCCUCCUCUCCCUGCCAUGUACGCCCCGGCUCAGGAUCAGCAGGAAGAAGACGAGGAUGUUGACGACGAAGAAGAGGACGAUGAAGAGGAAGAUGAGGAGGAGGAAGAAGAAGACGAAGGAGAUACCGGCUCAGAGCUUGAGGCAAACAACCUCCGAGCCAUUGUGAAUAUCGCUGAGGUAGCCGAGCCGAGUGAGCUCAUGCAGUUGGAGAUGUCGGAGGAUAUACGUCUCGGAUCACCGGACGAGGUUUCUAAUAAUCCAUUGGAGUCUGACUUUCAACUCCUAGGCAUGGGGUCUGCUGGGGCGGUCGCGAACUCUAUUGAUGAUCAAAUUCGAGUUGAUUCGUUCAGAACCGAGUUAGCUCGGAGAUGGCCACUUGUACAUGAUCAAUCUUUGGGAAGGAGUAACCUAAUUCCUGAACAUGAUGAUGGUCCGCCACUCGGUUUGGAAUUAGAAUUAAUGCACGAAGACACACAUUACUCUCAAACGGUAUCAACCAUACUCAACCACCAAUCGAACCGGUGGUCGGACUUGUCACCGUCAUCAUCCACGGUCCCCGGAUUAAACCUCCCGUACUCGUCGCAAUCAUCGUUCUUCAAGUGGACAAACCGGUCCGACCUCCACCACAACUCAAACUCGAAAUCCCAGUUUUUUCUCAAGUACAUCCUUUUCACCAUUCCCCAACUCCACACGAAAAGUAAUAUUAAGGAAGAUAACUCGUCCUCUCCGCGUGGCGGCACCGGAGACAUAUCAACUCGUCUUCGCAAGAGCGUUUCUCAAGACGAGCUCUCCGCUAGCCAUGUCAUGGCCGAGCGUCGUCGAAGGGAGAAGCUUAACGAGCGUUUCAUCAUCCUCCGAUCCCUAGUUCCCUUCGUCACUAAAAUGGACAAAGCAUCCAUCCUCGGGGACACAAUCGAGUACGUAAAACAAUUGAGAAACAAAAUCCACGAACUGGAGGCGGAUACACAUAAAUCCGAAUCCGAGAACCGGUCUAGAUCAUCAGGAGAGCAGCCACAAAUCACGUCAAGCAAUGGACAAUCACAGAAUCUCUUGAUCAAGACCGGUUCAGAGCUGCGAUCAUCCCGGGGUGGUGUCUCUGCUCCGGUAGUAUCAGACAAGAGGAAGAUGAGGAUGGUGGAGACAAGCGGAGGAGGAGUCAUUAGGUCCAAGGUAGUGGAUUCGCCGCCGGAUCCAGCUCCUACGCCGCCGCCGCCACAGCCAGCUCCGGGUGUAACGUUACAGGUGCAAGUUUCGAUAAUUGAGAACGACGGCCUGGUGGAGCUCCAAUGCCCAUAUCGGGAAGGGCUUCUGUUAGACGUGAUGGUCACUCUCCGGGAGUUGCGAGUGGACAUCGUCACAGUUCAAUCGUCGUUGACCAACGGUAUAUUCGUCGCAAAGAUGAGAGCCAAGGUGAAGGAAAAUGGAAAUGGAAAAAAAGCAAGCAUAACGGAAGUGAAGAGAGCAAUAAACAGAAUAAUACCACAAUGUUAAGUCCAUGCAUGCUAACUAUUGUCAUUAUAUAUAUUUAUAUGUGUAAACUAAUUAAGCAAUUUACUUUGUGACGGUACUAAUUAAUUAAUUCCUAAUA
Impatiens glandulifera is the source of this 2627-nucleotide messenger RNA. Its product is annotated as transcription factor BHLH42. Gene Ontology annotation, molecular function: protein dimerization activity. Bases 347 to 2530 code for a protein of 727 amino acids. The record is from RefSeq and is a predicted model, not a curated record. NCBI's taxonomy places the organism in Eukaryota, Viridiplantae, Streptophyta, Magnoliopsida, Ericales, Balsaminaceae. The transcript has 8 exons.